Strongyloides ratti is the source of this 465-nucleotide messenger RNA. RefSeq lists its product as hypothetical. Lineage: Eukaryota; Metazoa; Nematoda; Chromadorea; Rhabditida; Strongyloididae. The coding region runs from base 1 to 465 and encodes 154 amino acids. The record is from RefSeq and is a predicted model, not a curated record. The transcript has a single exon.
AUGGCUGUUGAAAAUGAAGUAGUCUCAAAAGAUCUUCUUAAAAAUAUAAAAGAAAUAAAUAAAGCUGUUACAGAUAUGCAUAAAGCAUGGAUACAGUAUAGACAAUCUUUUGGAGAAAUUAUUGAAAAAUAUCCUAAAUCAGCAGAAUUUGAAACAUAUGAUCAAACAAAUAAAGCUCAAGUUGGUAUAAUGAUCUCAAAAUUGAUAUCAAUUUUUGGAGGGGAUGUCGAUUCAUAUAACAAACAUAUGAAGGUACUUAUGCCGGCUGCUUUAUCAAUAGCUGUUGAUCAAAUGGAAGAUGUACCCAAAGAAACAAUGAAUAGAAUUAAUAAGAAAGCAUGUGCAAAUAUUAUAGAUAAUGCUCUUUUUGAUAUUGAAGAAUAUAAUAAUAGUCGAAAAGGUGGAGCUUUUGAAGAAGAGGAUUUUGUUCCUAUGGAGGAGGAUAACAAUGGUUCCAUUGAAUAA